Oncorhynchus kisutch (coho salmon) is the source of this 8829-nucleotide messenger RNA. It is a transcript of the gene jcada, whose product is annotated as junctional cadherin 5 associated a. Bases 35 to 5557 code for a protein of 1840 amino acids. The transcript is spliced from 5 exons. Gene Ontology annotation, cellular component: ruffle membrane; adherens junction. The record is from RefSeq and is a predicted model, not a curated record. Gene Ontology annotation, biological process: positive regulation of blood vessel endothelial cell proliferation involved in sprouting angiogenesis. Lineage: Eukaryota; Metazoa; Chordata; Actinopteri; Salmoniformes; Salmonidae.
UUUCAAAAACAACACCAGCAAAACAAAUGCGACCAUGUACAGCGUGGAGGACCUACUUAUCUCUCAUGGAUACAAGCUGCCCCAAAACACCUCUACCGCCCCCACUACAGUCUCCCCCACCCCCCCGUCCUCCUACGAUAACAAGCGUUACGGCGACCCUUCCUCCUGUCGCCAGGAGAUCUUAGAGAGCCGGUCUGGUGGUGGUCACGGCACGGUGAACGGGUAUGAGAUAGACUCUGCUCCGGGGGUAUAUGUGUACGGCAACAAUAACUGCAGGAAGCCCCAGCCACCAGCCCCAACCAAAAGCUACUCCUCGAGUCACACUGACAAUGCAUGGAGGGACAGGAACAGCCAACCACAGAGGAGGGAAGCCGACAGCGGUAACCAAGGUGACACCCACUCCUUGGGCGAUUCUCUCACGACAGAUAGCGGGUUCUGUGAGGGGCCCAGAGGGGUGUAUUCAGAGUCCAGGGGCCACCGAGACGUGUCCUACUGGAGGAGGAGAGGCCAGGACUUCAGUGUUCUCCUGGAUUACGCUGACUUCAGAGAACCUCGAGGAGGAGGCUAUAGAUCAGAGGGGGUGCAGCAGCCGCAGAGGCAGGAGGUGCCCCCAGAGGAUCAGCGGCAGCAGCGUGAGAGGCAGCGUUGGGCAGUCCAGUCCCAGGCCCAGUCCCGCUCCAAGCAGAGAGAGGCAGCGCUGCAGCAGUGGACGACGGCUGCCGUAGAGAGGAAGUGUCAGAGCCUGGGCACGGACGAGUGGCGACCCGCCGUUGUCAGCUUCGCCCGCCAGCUCUCGGACAGCGAGGGCGACAGUUGGGCUCGGGCUCAGGAGCAGCAGCAACUGCAGCAGCGCCACCUCCGGACACCGGAUGGCGCUGUGGUUGUAAUGGGGCCCAGGAACAAAGGGAAGUCCCAGUCUCUGCCCCGAAUGCUGCCGCCGGACAGCCUGCAAUACGUUGCCAUGUCUGGGUCUGUUGGGUCUGGGCAGGACGUGUACAGGAAGGUCAACGGCCAUCCAGGGUCCCAUCACGACCCUUACAACAGAUAUAACCACAACCAGGCUGGGACAGGGGACAGGGACAGGUGGUCUGAGAAUGACAGCAGACCAUCCAGUCAGGCUAGUAUGGCCAGCCAGCUUAGCCAGGCCUCUCUGGUACCAAAGACCCGGUUCAGCCGUCCCCUGCGGCCUCCGUCCUACGAGGUGCACCAGCAGACCCGGGGGAGUUCUGAGACGCUGUCAGGAGAACCAGCAGCAGCAUCAACUCCACAGCCCCAGGCCAGGGACAGAACCCCCCUCCCCCACCCCAGGAUGGGUGACCCCAGGCUGGACUAUUAUUCACAAGAUGGAGGGUCCGGCACGGAUCCUCCAGGUUAUAUCCCUCCCCCAUCGUAUCCCCCCAAGAGAGCUCCGCUUAUGAGAGGGGGCCAUGGAGGUCACAGGGGCUAUGGAGAGGUCCCAGUGAACUACAGGUACCACCAGGUGUUCCAGCAGCAACAGAUGCGUGGGACCCCGGACCCCUGGUUCAGUAGCAGACACACCGGUGGAGGAGGGUCCUGGCCAGAGCCUCAGAGAGAGCCCCUCCGAGAGAGGAGCAUGCCCCACCGGAAGCAGCUCUACCCUGGCUACAGCGAGCAGCAGCACCAGCCGGGCCUGGGUCCUGGCAUCCAGUAUGUCCACGACCCACGUGUCCGACAAAAUUCCGGGGGAGGAAGCUCGUCUCUAGGCGGGGGAGGCAACUCCAUGACGGACCCCGACAACAUUCGCCACAUCCGUAACUCCACAUCCUCUGAGCUUCCCAGUGUCACCGUGUCAGACCACUCGUCUGAUGACAGUGCCUUCCUGUCCCUCGCCUCCACGGGGGCCCCGCCGACACUUGCCAGCACGUCAGAUCCAGCCAGUCCGACAACACCGAAGUCUUCUAGCGACUAUGACAAUAAGAAUAACCGGUGGAAGCAGCAGCACAGCGAUUUGCACAAAGAGACUGACUCACUAGAUAACUUCCCAGCAGCAACUGACCAAAACUGUAACAGGUAUAAUCCCAAAAACAACCUAGGUGGUUUCUCUGCCUUCCAACCCCCAGCCACGGCUUCAUCGGUGCUUCUUAGCUCCAGCUCAGACCAAGGAUUCUCGGAAACAACCAUCACGCAGGUGAAGAAGAUAGUUCCAGGAGACUCGGGGGUAGACCACAACAACAGAAACUCUAAGAGGAAGUCUCACAGUGAGACCAUAUUCUGCCUGGUGUCUGUCCCCAUCCACAUGCAGCAACAACAAACCAAUAAAGACUCAGUCUCCACAGCAGACCAGAACAAUAACGAGAAGAUGCCUGACAGUCUGCCAAGUAGUCUGCCAAUCGUGAGCGUCUUCGCCACAGAAGACAACCAAAACACUGUGGUCCAAUCAGACAACAGCCAAAGCCUCCGUAGCAAGUCGUUAUCAGACAUGGGUCUCAAACCCCCGUCCCACACCAGCAGCUUCAGUUCUAUGAGAAGCACCAGGAAGGGUCCUCUGAGGAAGGAGAUAGUAGACGCCUGGUCACUCCAGGCCAGUGCUGACAAGGAGCUGUGCUAUGCCGGCUCCUGGCCCGGGGACCAGUACAGGAACCAGGAAACCCAGACCAGCUCCCCCGUGAAGGGUCCUGGGUGUACAGGGGGGACAGGUCAGCCUGGAGGACAGGGGGGUCAGGAGCCAGGCCACCCGGCCUCAGACACAACCACAGACAGCGGCAUGGGACCCGACUGCAGCUCUGUGUCCGCCUCCUACGGCGUGGGCUACCCCAUGAAAGGCCAGAAGAACCUCCACCCGUCCAGCAACAGCGCCUUCUCCCGCCUCAGUAUCAGCCCGGCCCAGCCCCUGUCACUUCCAUCACUCGCACCCCAGCCUCUACCCUCUGGAUCUGGGGAGGAGAGAGACCAACAUACCUCCACAUCCAGAAAGACUGGUGCUACUACCACCACCUCCAACACCACUACCAAACCCCCAGACGAUGUCAACGCUAACAGCCAGGGCCAGGUGGCGUUUGGUCAGUUCCUGCUGAAGCCGGUGAGCCGGCGGCCGUGGGACGCCAUCGAGGAGCUGGAGUGUUUCAACAAGGCUGCAGGUGUAGAACUAGACCAGAUCCAGAAGAACCAGAAGGUCCAGCCCAGGAGACCCAGUGUGGACCAGUGUAUAGAUGACCUGGACGAGGUGUACAGGAACAUCAUGGAGCUGAGUGGAGAAGACAUAGCCCCUCCCCCUCUAGAUUCUGAGCGGGAGACAGUUAGCCUUCCAGACCAGCGCCUGAAUAACAAACCCAACAACAACGUCCCUACCAUCAGGCCCAGACUAGACAGCUGGGGCCCUGGUUCCUCUAUAGACCCAGAAUAUAGGGAGGUGAGGAGUGCCUUCUCCAGGCCCCAGCCCCAGAACAGGACCAGCAUCCCCAGACCACUGAGAGAGGACCUGGUGCCAACUGGUUUCAGAGACUACAAACUCCACAAUGAACAGAGUGACCACAAGGAAACCUAUGACCCCAGGCUUACCUACAGGCAGGAGCAGGACGUCGCCAAGGAGUCUCUACUGAGGGACGUGGGGCUCACCGUCUACACUGAGGCCCCUGGGAGUCUCGGAGAGCAGGACCAGCACUGUGGCCCCACAUUCAAACCGCUCACAUCGUUAGACCACGAGGAACUAUGUCACAACGUACAGCUAUUAUGGGAGAGCGGAGAGAAACCAUCUCUAGCCAAAAGCAGCCAGGUUGAGAUUGCGCACAUCCGUGAGGGCAGUAAUAAGGACGAGCUGGGCCCCACUAAAGUAGUGGAAGAGGAGAGGAAGGUAAAGCUGGAUAAUGUGCCCGUCGUGCCACCCAGAUUCAGAGGCCAUGCGCCCAAUCUGAACAUCCGCAGGGCACGGAGUGAGAACAGCAGGUCGCCAAGAGGUGAAGGGUUGCGGGGGUCACCACGACCCGGCAGGCUGACCCGGGAGGCAGCGAUCGCCUUCAAGGAUGGCGACUACAGAUACAGCGUCAGCUCCGAUCCUCUGAGUUGGCGUAACGAGGCGACGUUGGCAGAUCGACACCUGGAGACCCUGCUGAUCAAGGAGAAGGCGAACACCAGGCCCACGGAGGACCUGAGUAAUCUAUAUGAGGUGAAGUGUGCCAAGGGGAUCCCUGAGAACGAGACGAUGGAGCAGAGAGCAGCCAGGAUACUGGGGAUAGACGUAGCCCCGGAUUCACUGCAGAGCCGGGUCCAGGAGAGAGAGGAGGAGUCACUGCAGGGGAUGGUGGAGGAGAGCGAGGAGGAAGGAGAGACUGGCAUAGGUGAAACGCAGGCGCACAGCCCUUACAGAGAGCAGCAGAACCAAUAUGACACAAAGGCUGGGGGAGAGACACCAGAACUCCAUCCAGAAGGAGCACAGGCUGUGGAAUCACUGGGCCUGGUUGAACAGAAAGAGGAGGAGCAGGAGCGUAGAGACAACACAGAGAAUCAGAGACAACACAAAGAAGAAACCCAGGAGCACAGUCCGGACAGAGACACGGAGACAAAGCAUGUGAGAAGACAGUACGAACAAGUGAUGGAGGUAGACGUAUCCGUGGUUACCUUGGGAGAGGAGAAAGGAGGAGGACCCAGUAAGGAUGACAGCCUAUCAGUAUAUGAAGACAGACAUUCUGGAGGAGGUGGAGAGAGCCAGAGCCACCCCUCCAUGGUGCUGGAGCUACCGGAGUUCCCUCCCAGUAGUCUGCCCCUGUCUCUGCCCAUGACCCGAGACGAGGAGCUGGCCCUCAGCGUGCUGAGUGUGGGAGGGGGUGGGGAGAGGCAAGGAAAGAAGGGACACGGUAGUGGUGGUGCCUCCCCCAGGCUCUCCUCGUCCCCCUCCUCCAUAUCACCUGGCUGCACGGAGAGCAUGGCCCACAUGGAUGAGCCGUUCUCCGUCUCCUGCAUCCGUGUCAGGAGUUCAGGAGAGGCAGAACCAGAACAAGAGACCGGGGUAGUGGUAGAGGCAGAGCGAGAGAACGACGCAAACCCAGGGGAAGGGAUGAGGCAGGCAGAGGAGAAGAGAAAGAGUGGGGAGAUGGAGGAGUUGAGGAUGGAGUCCAAGGCGGAGGGGGAAGAGUUAGAAGAUGAGCCAGAGGUCGUGCAGGAGGAGGAGGAGAAAGAGGAAGUCCAAAUCAAGGGGAAGAAGGAUGAGGAGAAAGAGCCAAAGACGAAAAGAGAGGAGAAGACAAGAGAGGGGCAGGAGGUGGAGAAGGAUAAGGUGGUAGAGCCAGAUGAGAAAAUAGAGGGGCAGGAGGUGGAGAAGGAUGAGGUGGUAGAGCCAGAUGAGAAAAGAGAGGGGCAGGAGGCGGAGAGGAGUGAGAAACCAGAUGUCCAACAGGAGGUUAGGCCAGAGCCGGUCUCCAGACCUAUGAAACCUCCUCUCCUCCCCAAGCCUAUCCCUAAACCUCGUAGCGGCACGGUGGCCAAGAGGGAGAUCACCCUCCCCCUGAGCUUCAGUGUGUCUUCCAGUGGCUCCUCUCCCACCCUAGAGGACGGCGAGAUGCUCUCGGACUCCUAUGAUCCUAGUCGAGUGGAGAGAGUGUAACCUCGACCUCUAUCAAUACCUUGGACAUCUGGGGGGAAAUUGGCUUUGGUCACCGCUCCGUCCGCCCAUCCGUCCGUAAACUUUUCAGUCAAUGCCUUUGUGUGUCUCCCAAAUAGCACCCUAUUCCCUAUAUAGUGCACUUCUUUUGACCAGAACUCUAUCGGCCCUGGCCAAAAGUAGUGCACUAGAUAGGGAAUUAGGACACAAACUUCAUCUCACCCCAUUACCCCCCCCCCCCCCCCCCUCCAACCACUGUGCACCCUUUUCACCAGUACAAGCAUUGUUUACGCAACAGCAACAGUCUAUAAUGUCUGUCUGACUCUUGGUGCUCCAAUGGCCUCUCGACUGCCAAACAAGAGAACCACCUGGACAUACUUCUACUUAUCCUCCUCUUCCUCCUCUUCACCAUCCUCCUCUCCUUCCAGACGCUUCCAGUCAUUAGUGUCCUACUUUUGACUAGGGCCCUUAGGGCUCUGGUAAAAAGUAGUACACUGUAUAGUAAAUAGGGUGCCAUUUGGGACGUUAGCUGGGUUUUCUUGGAAUUGCAUGUCUGUCAUCAACUGUCUCACAAAUCCCAAUACAACAGCACUGUGGUUCCUUCCUAGAGGCCUGAUGUUGGAAUAUGAAUGUAAAGAAGUGCUUCUGCUUUUCAAACACAAACCGUUACUAUGAGAUGAAUCCACAAAAAGACAAACGUCUCGCAUUACAAUCAGUGUUACUUAUGCACACACCAAAUGUAAAUAACCAGUGUUACUUUAUGCACACACCAAAUGUAGAUAAGCAUUAUAGAGGUUUAAGGUUUUAUUCCAACAUACUUUUGUGAGGUUUGUUGCUGAACUGUAUAUUUUCUUACCUGCGUUGAGAACUUAAAUGUCGAAGAAGAAUCCGAUUUUGAAAGCUAUACUCUUGAGAUGUUAUUACCAAUGGAUACAUCUUUCCUGUUUUCUGUUAUUGGCCGUGAGCCUGAGAAUGUAAUUCAAUACGAGGCUGGACCAGAUUGAGAAUAGCCUGGUCCCGGAUUUGUUUUUGCUGUCCUGCCACCUAUGGUCAUUGGUUUGACAGUUGGAAUGACGGCACAGACAGAUCUGGGAUCAGGCUAGAUAUAAAACACUGUGGUGUUUGACAAAAGUGUCACUCAGAGCAAUACUGUUGUUACACAGGGCUUCUCUUGCGGCUGCUUUGAGAGAGCAGCCGAGAGCCUGUGUCCUGUAAGGCCCAAUCCCAAACUGCCCCCUAGACACCUACAUUUGAGAUGGGGCCCAAGACAUUGAUCUCAUUACAAAUCGUUGCGUUAAAUCUCUACCAUUUGGUACUGAGAGCACCAGAGGUGGCACUGUUAGCUAACGUCACUGGUCCUGUGUCAACCGUCUGUGAGUCGCUGGUGGUUCACCGUCGGAGGGGUUCCUCGGGUGAAUGCGAGGACCGUUUCCUUUCAUUUCUAGUGUCAGGACCGUGUCAGGACCGUGUCAGGACCGUGUCAGGACCGUGUCAGGGGUCAGAUUUUGUUCUUUCAGCAUCAGCAAUCGCAGCUGCAUUUCAUUUCGCAAAAUGUAUUUAUUUUUGUUAAUCCUCAUACUGUACAAAAAAAGAAGUAUAUUUUAAGUAUAUUUUCAAAUGUAAAAGAGGUUUAUAUUUAACCGUGCAGUUUCAUUUGCUCACAUAAAUCAAUUUUUGAGAUAUCACGUGAAUAUAUCACAUUUUUUCCAAAGUGCUUUUUUUUUGCAAGGAACAAUAGAUAGACAUGUAAGGAUCUCAGUGUGCCUUGUACACACUUCUGUUUCUGUGGUAGGCUGAGUCCCAAAUAGCAACCUAUGCCACAGUGCACUGCUUUUUGACCAGAGCCCUAUUGACCCUAGUCAAAAUGAGUGGACUAUGUAGGGCAGGGGUACUCAACUCUUACCCUAUGAGGUCAGCAGCCGGCUGUUCUUCUGUUCUACCUAAUUAUUAAUUGCACCCACCUGGGAGGUGUAAAUCAGUCCCUGAUUAGAAGGGAACAAUGAAAAAAUGCAGCGGAACUGGCUUCAAGGUCCAGAGUUGAGUUGGAGGGAUAUAGGGGAUAUGCUGCCAUUUUGAGGCGUACCAAAUGUUUAACACAUACAGUAUGUGUACUUUAAUGGCUAAGCUCAUUUUCUUAUUUCAACUGGACAUGUUGUAAUUCAUCCUUAAUUGUAUAUGGAUAAGACCAUUUUGUGUUAUUUUGGCAAUAAUAAUUAAAUGUAUGUUAUGGAAAUCAAAACUAUAUCUUUGAUAUAUAAAAUGUUAAUUCAUUAACCUGAUAAAUGUAAACAUUCAACAUAUCAAACGCCUUGUAAGCUGGCAAAGCAUAGCAAUUCAUAUGUUUACAUGCUCUUCACUAAGGAUUUAAUUGUAAUUGUUAUACACCUUUAUGUUGUUGCUCAAAUAACUGGCUUGCAUAUCACAUUAGACUAUAUGUAAGGCCGUGUGUGUCAUCAACCAGUACUUGUUGAAAGAUCUAAGUCUAAUUCUGAACCAAAACAGGUUUCCAUGUAUAAAGACUUCAAUAUGUUAUUUUUCCCCGCUUGCUACAAACAUACUGCUAUUAUCUUAACCCCGGGAUUGAAUUUAUGCGGUACGGAUGGAUGUUGCGUAAGCAGGAAGUCAGUUUGAGCUUUGAGUUUGUGAUACAGUAGCCCUGAUAUCAAGCACAGGAUAAUGUUGACACCAUAGAAUUAGAAUGAUUGAAAUUCUAAGUAUGAUUCUACUUCUAAUCAUUGUAAUUCUAUGGUUGACACUACCAACCCUUUGCCCUGUAACUCUAGGCUAGGUUCCAGGUGGACUAUCGUUAAAUGGUCAUUCUCAAAGACCUUUUGUACUGCAAGCUAUUUGUAACAUAGAUACUAUCGUUGCAUAUCUUGCUGUGAUGUUUUCUAUUUUCAUACAAAGUCUGUACAGCUUUUUUUUGUACGUGCAUACAGGCAUCCAUUUUCUUUUUGUUAUUGCAUGUGAUUCGUAAGAAGGUGUUAUGGAGAGAGAGGUAUUUGCAUAUAAUCGCAUUUGGUACUAUAGUCUACCCAAUAAGCAGCUGUUAUAUUUCAUAUAAUGCAUAUUUUAUUUCCAAAAAUGUUAUGCCACGUAUUUAAAAUGAAAGCAAGUUAUUUUUUUGAGUAUUGUAAAAAGGGAACUCUGUUUUUGGAGCCACAUGUUUGUCUGUAUUCAUGUUAUGAUCAUUAAAAAGGAGCAUACAUACAGUCAGAGUGUGCUAGUGUUGUAUAACAUUGCAGAUUAUUCAUAAAUAAACUCUUCGCAUGUAA